Molecule: messenger RNA, 3477 nt
Organism: Chlorocebus sabaeus (green monkey)
Lineage: Eukaryota; Metazoa; Chordata; Mammalia; Primates; Cercopithecidae
Gene: BTBD19
Product: BTB domain containing 19
Molecular function (GO): protein binding
Source: RefSeq, a predicted model, not a curated record
UGGACCUGCUGGCUAGAGGACCCACACUCAGGGUGGCCUUCACUGGGCGUCUGUCUACCCACCCCAGCCUCUUGCUCAGUGAUGUCAAGGGUUUUUACCUUCUACUCCCUUCUUACCUGUGUUUUAGAACAAGUGGAUCAGAUAGUCCCAGGCUGCCUGGGUUCCUAGGUGCUGAGAAGGUUAAAGGUUGUUAGACACAUGAGCAAGGGACAGGAGGCUGCUGGGACUGGGAUCCUGGGCUAGUCCUGCCUGCUGAGCAUCUUCUCUGGGCACUAUGGAGGUUAGCCAGGUACGCUCAGAGUCUUAGAGACUGCCAUUUCUCCCUGCCACCCUACUUCUCUGGAAGGAGAAGCAGGCCUCUGCCUCAGCCUGGACCAUGGAGGCAGUGCCUCCAACCCCUAACCAGGAAAGACUGACAGAUCACCUCUUUCAACCCCACAGAUCCUUCCAGCCCUGGGGUGUUGAAUCUAGUCAUCUUCCAUCCAGAUCUACUCUAGGGUGGCUGGCACAAAGAUCUCCCCUACACCUGGCCCAGGCUGAGGGCAGACGACUUGUGAAGCCCCUUCCACCUUCUGCCUUUGGCCUCUGAUCCCACUUCCUCCAGAAUCAGUUCUGGGAUGGCCGCCCUCUGCUCCCGAAACUCCCUCAGGCACCUGAGUCACCUGCAGGCUUUGGCUUCUGAGUUCUGUCAGGCUCCACGGCCCUGGCCCCACUGGCCUGAAGGGCAAGUGGGAGGGGAAGGACCUGUGUUGUGGAGUUGCCAUGGGUUGCUGGAGCAAACACUCCUCUCUCCAAGGAUCCCUCCCUCCAGUCCAGCUCUGGCUUAACCUGAGAGACCUGUUACUGUGAGCAUGUGCUGUGCGUGGGGUCAUCAGGGAGAGUGGCCGACAGGGUCUUGCAGCUCAGAGGCAAACUUCCUAAGCGCAGGCGACAGAGGGGCAGAUGUAGAGCAAGGCUAUGGUCAGAAAGGCUUCGUCCUACCCCAGGGCGCUUGAGCCAGGGCCCGUUUUCUCCCCUUGUGGAGACUGGCCAUUAUGAACAAGUCACAGAGGCCUAGGACAGGGGGAGAUCUUGAGGAUGCGGGGGUGGUGGCUCAGGAAUCCAGGGUCUGGGCCCACAGGAAGGAACACGUCAUGGCUCUGUUGUCUCCCCGUCAGUCAGCCUCAACACGGACAAACAUUUCCGCUCCCGGCGCACAGUUAGGGUGGGGCUUGGAUGACUUCCUCAGUUCAGGGCUAUGUGCGGAGGAGGGGAGGUCCAUUAGCUCAGCUGAUAGGAACCAGGCCUUACAAAGUGGCAGUGACUCGGCGGUGAACACCGAGUCCAGCCUCGUGACCCUUGCUGACCCAAGUGUCCUGGGGCUUGUCCCUAGCUGGCUACGCCUCUUGUGUGCCCUAGUACCUAGAUUUCCCCAGAGGCUGUGACACCUCUGCCAGAGCUGACAACUCAUGUGACUCCCCCUCUGGCAGGGACGGGACUGUCCCCUCCCAAACAAGCCAGGUCUGGGCCCUGACCCAUCUAUAGGGGUGAGGAUUUUCCCUGUUGAGUGGGGGAUUCCCAGGCCUGGCUAAGCAGAUCCUGACCCUGUGUGCCUGUGGAGGAGGGAAGGGUUACAAGGGUAAGGAGUUUGAACUCUGAACCUAGGGCAGGCUUGGCUUCGGGGGCUAAGACCCUCAUACCGCGCUUAGUGCCUCUCUAAGGACUGAAGUUUUCCCUGGGCCUGCCCGGGAGAUGGGUGGAGUCUCUUCUCAGGCCAGCUCCAGUUUCCAUGGAAACCCACAGGCUUCCCACCCGGUGGCUGCCUGGGCAGACUCCCAGCCAGGGCCUCUUACGCCGCCGCCAGCCAGCCAGCCUCUUCCCAGGCCCAUAGGCCACUCCAGCCUCAGCUUCUCCCGGUCCCCUCCCUGUGUCUGUUCCUGUCCCUGAGCCUCUGGCCCCUGAUGCCUUCAGUAGCUUGGGCCCCUCCUGCUCCACUCCUAAACUUCAGCUUCUCAGCAAACAGGCCUCCCGAGUCCCUGCUUCUCCCUCUCGGGCCUUGCUAGCCUCACCAGCUCUAGGACCUGGCCAGGCCUCCCAGGCUCCCUCCUCCACCUCCACCCCUUCUCACCCAUGGAGCCCCUGGGACUGGUCGUGCAUGGGAAAGCUGAACCAUUUUCCGAAGCACUCCGAAGCCUCGUCAACAACCCACGAUACAGUGAUGUUUGCUUCGUGGUUGGUCAAGAACGGCAGGAGGUAUUUGCCCAUCGGUGCUUGUUGGCCUGUAGAUGCAACUUCUUCCAGCGACUUCUGGGCACAGAGCCAGGCCCCGGGGUGCCUAGUCCUGUGGUGCUAAGCACUGUGCCAACUGAGGCCUUCCUGGCAGUGCUGGAGUUCCUAUAUACCAACAGUGUCAAGCUUCACCGUCACUCUGUGCUAGAAGUGCUGACAGCGGCUGUGGAAUAUGGGCUGGAGGAACUGAGAGAGCUGUGCCUGCAGUUUGUGGUGAAGGUGCUGGAUGUGGAGUUGGUUUGUGAGGCCCUGCAGGUGGCCGUAACCUUCGGUCUGGGGCCGCUGCAGGAGCGCUGCGUGGCUUUCAUAGAGGCCCACAGCCAGGAGGCCCUCAGGUCCCAAGGCUUCCUGGAGCUGUCAGCGGCCGCGCUGCUGCCCCUGCUCCGCAGCGACAAGCUCUGCGUGGACGAGGCUGAACUGGUCCGCGCGGCCCGGAGUUGGGCGCGCGUGGGCGCGGCGGUGCUGGAGAGGCCGGUGGCCGAGGUGGCGGCCCCGGUGGUGAAAGAGCUGAGACUAGCCUUGCUGGCCCCGGCGGAGCUGAGCGCCCUGGAAGAGCAGAACCGGCAGGAACCACUCAUCCCGGUGCGGACGCGGGGAACCGGCCCAGCUCCACUCAGCAGGGGGCGGAGCAGAUUGUGGAGGCGUGGAAAUGCCAUGCCCUGCGGAGAGGGGAUGAGGCCCGGGGCGCCCCGUGUCGCCGCCGGAGAGGCACCCUGCCCCGGGAGCAUCACCGCUUUCUGGACCUAUCCUUUAAAUGAUCCAACGCCGGGACUCACGGGGAGCCUUGGACCCGCCCAGUUGAGCCUGCCCCAAACUACAGCUCCCGAAGUGCUCGGCGUUCGGAGCGGGCUUCCGUUCCCAGCGUGCCCAGUAAGCCGGGCGCCGGAAGAACCGUUGUCUGCCACGCGCAGCCUCUUGUGUGGGGUCAAACCCGAGUGGGCGAGGUGGGUCGGGGCCGGGUCGGGCAGGGCUUGGGCUGGGCCUCCCUGCGUGGGCGAAACUCGAAAACGAGGAUUUCCGUCGCUCCACGCCCUCACUCUACGCCCUGCGCCUGGGGGCAUUGUCGUCUACUAGUCUAUUCUGAUGACUCCCACAUAUCUAUCUGUUCAGCUCAACUCCUUCCUUCCUUCCUUCCUUUCUUUUCUCUCUCUCUCUCUCUGUCUUUGUCUUUUUCUUUCUCGCUCGCUCUCUCUUUCUUUCUUUUUUCUU